GGCGUAUAAAUUACCAGGUGAGACCGGGCUGGCGUCUAACCAACAGGUUCCGCAGCGCCCGGCACCUGUCUCUCAUAAAUCUAAAAGACACACUUUGCAUUUCUUCUCAACUGCUCAACUUUCCAGCACAGUUGAUAAGAAACUCUCAGUUAUCGCUGA
Candidula unifasciata is the source of this 159-nucleotide messenger RNA. NCBI's taxonomy places the organism in Eukaryota, Metazoa, Mollusca, Gastropoda, Stylommatophora, Geomitridae. The record is from the annotation of a GenBank genome assembly.